Molecule: messenger RNA, 987 nt
Organism: Aspergillus oryzae RIB40
Lineage: Eukaryota; Fungi; Ascomycota; Eurotiomycetes; Eurotiales; Aspergillaceae
Product: UbiA family prenyltransferase
Exons: 2
Coding region: 1-987 (328 amino acids)
Cellular component (GO): membrane
Molecular function (GO): transferase activity, transferring alkyl or aryl (other than methyl) groups
Source: RefSeq, a predicted model, not a curated record
AUGGAGAAGCACUUGGAGAUGCGCUCGGACAUCUCAACCUAUGCUGUUAGAAUUGCCAUUUCCGCUCUCCUUGAAGAGGUCGCGCUGACACGAGCACUCCUCGACGACAACUUCACUGCACACAUUGGAAAUGCAAUCGUGUGCUUGUCUACCCGAUUGAUCGGCUCAGAUUUGACGUUCGAACAGCUCAAAAACAUGUUCCCGGGGAUGCUCUUCACUGUCUUCGCAUUUUCAUAUUCCUUUGAUAUCGCGAACCAGGCGUUCUCAGUGGAAGAGGAUUCAACAAACAAACCUGAUCGACCCAUUCCAUCAGGCAGACUCACAAGAGAUGGCGCAUACAGGCGCUGGCUGCUCAGCUGGAUCAUUUCUUUGGCCCUUGUAGGAUUAGAAGUCGGUUUCCAAGCUGCUUUAGUGCUUCUUGAAUGGGAAGUGUGGGUUGCACUCUUCUACGUGUGGCCUAAAUUCCAUAAUUGGGUCGCGCGGAACCUCUUCACGGCGGUUGGGGCCACGAUUCAGCUGAGGCUGCUGGAUGCCGUGCUUGUAAAGACCCUUCCCUCUUUUCGCACAGAUAGCUCUCUUGCGUGGCUAUUAUUCACCUGGUUGGUGUGGACCAUCCAUGUGCAGGAGUUUCACGAUAUGGAGGGUGACGAGAGAGUUGGUCGCCAAACGCUGCCGCUGAUUGUGGGCCAUCGAGGGCAGUUCCCGCUGCGUGUUGUGACUGCCAUGAUUGUUGGUGGCACUGGCAUCUCCAGUAUCCUUCUGGUUCAACUUUGGCGGACAUCAAAUCCUGUUCUGUUGUGUCUGGGAUUAGGCCACCUACUCUUCAUGUUAACCGUCGCGGUUCGGCUGGUGGUGCUGCCGUUCAAGGAGGCUGACAAGAUCACGUAUAAGUAUUACUAUACGCUGGCAACCUACAGUCUGCUGCUCUUUCGUCAACAUACUGGAAGGCUAGGCUCGUUUGGUGGAAAUACAACCGAGCUUUGGUAA